Nothobranchius furzeri (turquoise killifish) is the source of this 1656-nucleotide messenger RNA. Lineage: Eukaryota; Metazoa; Chordata; Actinopteri; Cyprinodontiformes; Nothobranchiidae. The record is from RefSeq and is a predicted model, not a curated record.
AUGGUCCAUACCUUGAAUCCUGGUUAUACCCUCCCAUCCAGGACCCAUUUCACCAAACUCAUGGAGAGAAAAUAUGUGGACACAUUGCAAAAGAUUAUGACUGUAAUUAAAUCAACAAGCAGCAAGCUUGCUCUUACAGCUGAUGUCUGGACCAGCAUUGCCACUGAAGCGUACCUUGGAAUUACAUGUCACUACAUCACAGAAGACUGGGAAAUGCAGUCAAUCUGCCUCACCACCAAACCACUGCAGGACAGACACACUGCAUCCAACAUUGCAGAGUGGUUAGAGGAGGCAGUAACCCGAUUUGACAUUCCUCUCAACAAAAUCAUUGCUCUAGUGCAUGAUAAUGGUGCCAAUGUUGUGGCUGCAGCAAACAUCCUGGAGGAGAAACAUGGGUGGUCCUCUGUCAGUUGUACUGGCCAUACCUUACAACUUGUGAUAAACUCUGCUUUGAAGAAUCAAGCUAUCGAUAAAGCUGUUAGGGCGGCAAGAUGUCUGGUUGAACACUUUAAGAGAAGUGAGCUUGCCACCACAAAGCUUAAAGAAAAACAGAAACAAAUGGCCACACCUGAGCACAACCUAGUCCAAGAUGUAAGCACACGGUGGAACAGCACAUUUUAUAUGAUCACCAGACUGCUUGAACAAAGGUGGCCCGUGACAGCAACACUGUCUGACAGCUCGGUCACACACAAGGACAAAAAGUAUCUGGACCUGAAACCAGACCAGUGGAGCUUGCUUGAGGAGCUUUCGGAGGCUCUUAAGCCUUUUGAAUGUGCCACUGUCUUUAUGAGCGGGCAGACAUACACCACUAUAUCUGCUAUACCUCCACUGGUGAAGGGGCUGUUGAGGUCCACUCUGAGUGCAGAUUUUCAGUCAGCUGCACUGCAGGCUUUCAAGCUUACGACUGUGGAGCAGCUGCAAGAGCGAUGGAAGUUUGAAACAUCUUUUUCAGACACUGCACCAAACACAGUAGUUCUUGCAGCAGCCCUUGACCCAAGGUUCAGGAGACUGAAGUUUCUGUCACCACAGGAAAUCUUUGAUGUCCAGGGCAAAAUCCAAGCAAUGGCAUUUAAAGAGAGAAGGGAGGUGGAUAUGCAGCAGCGAAGCAGUAGCAGGACCACAUCUACCAGUGAUGCAGCUUCUAAAUCAACACCAGGAACUCUUCUUGACUCACUCCUUGACUCUGAUGGUGAUGAAGACAGUCCAGGGCAAGUGGAAACUAGUGCUGAUGAGAAUGUUCGAGUGAGGAAUGAGGUCAACAGUUACUUUGGAGAAAAGAACCUUGCAAAAGAAGAAAGUCCAUUGAAGUGGUGGAAAGAGAACCAAGACAUAUAUCCCAUGUUGGCCAGGCUAGCAAGGUCCUACUUGUCCAUCCCAGGGACCUCAACUCCAUCUGAGCGUCUGUUUUCUGCUGCUGGCAAUAUAGCCUCAAAGAAGCGAGCCAGUCUGAGUCAGGAGCAUGUUGAUAUGCUAACAUUUUUGCAUUGCAAUGCAACUUAUUUGAAGCUCCCUAGAUGCCAGUCCAACUCAGCUUUACCAGGUACCUCAACAGAGCAGGGACAAAAAACUGGGGAGAAAGUAGAGGGAAAAUACCAAACCGUGCCCUUGGAAACUGUGGUCGGGCCAAUCUGCCCCACUCCAAGUUACUCUGAGUAG